Podarcis lilfordi (Lilford's wall lizard) is the source of this 20376-nucleotide messenger RNA. Lineage: Eukaryota; Metazoa; Chordata; Lepidosauria; Squamata; Lacertidae. The record is from the annotation of a GenBank genome assembly.
CUGGCCCCAAAAUGGAAAGAAGCAGAUGUACCAGCAAAGGAAGAAUGGACACAAAAACUUAUGGAAGUUUGAUUCUCUGAGGAACAUGGCCUGAUCCAAACGGAGAAAGUACGGUUCCAAUAAGCUCCCCGCCACCUAUGUUUCCUGAUAUGACCCAACAAAGGGAGAAUGGCAUGAUCUAAAUUGUCCUUCAUCGCAAAGUUCCUCCCCACAAAAAAAUCCCCACUGAAUAGCUUCCCUAAAAGUCAACAUUUCACAAAGGGCCAUUGUCAAAAGUACAGAAAGGGAGAGAUGGAUGAUGUUUCUUCAUGCCAGCGUUGCAUAUGUCUGGAUGAGAACCAAAUUCCGACUGGCUAGGAAGCUAAAGCAUGGUUUCAAGGACACAAAUAUAUAAUACAACCUUCUUCGAGCGAAGCCAUUAGUCCUGUCCAUUGCCUCUGCUCUUUCUACCAUGCACAAAUGCAAAUAUAUACCUUUGUUGCUGUUCUGGGGCGAGCUCUGCUUCAUUUUCUUGAGUGUUGUUUGCCGAUCUACAGUUCCCAGCAUCCCUGGCCAUUGGCCAUGCAGACUGGGAAUGAUGGGAGUCAGAGACCAAGAGUAGCCUCUGGCUGGCCAUAGGUUCCCAUGCCCGGUUAAAAGAAAAAGGUGUUUUCUUUAAUCUUCUUUAAAGAAGAUUGGGAAACGUUUAUUGAAUAUAUGGGAAAUAACUGUCUGCAGCUGAAAACGCUGGCAGCAUAUGGUGCUGCAAGUGGAUGACGAAGGCUUUUUGGCAAAACCGAGACUCAGCGGGUUAGGGCGCCGAGAGCUAAUAUUGUGGGGCGACGCAGUGGCGUAGCGUGGGGGGUGCAGGGGGGCCGGCCGCACCGGGCGCAACAUCUGGGGGUUAGGGUUAGGGGGCGCAAAUCCACGGGUUAGGGGGCGCAAAUUACUUGCCUUGCCCCGGGUGCUGACAACCCACGCUACGCCACUGGGGCGAUGUGAAAUGUAGAGUUUAAACUGCUAAACCAUCCAGGGGGCCUUAUCCCAGUGUUUAGCAUCGCUUUCGAGUUCAUUGGACAAUGUUGGGUUUUCUUGACCCCACAGAUAAGGGCUGCGAGGCUAAAAUUGUGAGAAACCGUAAAACGUAGUGUUUUCACCACCAAACAUUGCAGGGAGCCUUUUCUGGGUGCUUGGCGCCGUUUUAAACUGAAUCGGACGAAGUCAGAUUUUUGGUGAAAUCCUGACCCCCGGUGGUUACGGCGCUGAGGGUUCAUUUUCUGGGGUUCUGAGCAAUGUAGUGUUUUCACUGCCAAAAGUUGAAGGGAGACUUUUCUGGGUGUUUGGCACCGUUUUGGAGUGAAUCGGACGAUAUCGGAUUAUUGGCGAAAUCCUGACCCUGGGGGUUAGGGCGCAGAGGGCUCAUUUUCUCGGGUGCUGGGAAACGUAGUGUUUUCACCACCAAACGUUGCAGGGAGUCUUUUCUGGGUGUAAAUAAUAAAAUUGUCAUUAUGGAAUUGGACGUCUCUAUUUUCAUGGGAGAAAUGCUGGGAGUUAUCCGACCCCCGAGCCCUCUGAAGGCCAUCUUGUAUACCAAACUUUAUUUUUUUAAAAAAUUAAUGUUUUAUGAUGUUUUUAUACAUGUGGGAGGCCGCCCUGAGUGGCUGAGGCAACCCCAGAAGAUGUGUGGGAUACGAUUAUCCUUAUGGAGUGGGACGUCCCUCUUUUCCUCAGAGAAAUGUCGGAGGCUCUGCCUUUCUCCUGCCCUCCCUCGGCCGCCUUGUCCCUUUUAAGGAGCGGGCAUGGCGGGUGCGGCUCCCGCGCCCCUUUCCUCCUCCGCCAAAGGCGCCAAGCCUCGCUCUCCCUUCCGCGGAAGGAACGAGAAGAGUCCAAGAUGGCGGUCGCCUCAGCGGCAGCGAUCACCUCCGAGCAGGUCAGUCCCCGGCGCCUUGCCUGGCUCCGGCUUCGGGCGGGAAAAGGAGGGAAACGCGCGCGCUCCUUCAUUUUACCGUCCCCAGAUAUCAACGGGGCGGGGAAGAAAGAGGCGGCUUCGGCUCAAGGAGGCCGGCGCCGAACCGGCCCCUUCGCCUCAGGGCGCGUCGCGGAAUUCGCCUCCGAAAAUGAACGUCCUCCCGGGAUAUUUUUGAUCGGGAACUGGGCCAAUGAAACCGGCGACGGGGGUUAAACCGUGCCUUGUAAAAGCUCCGAAAUUAUCGGAGCAUUUGCUAAGCGGGGUAUCCUGGUGGUUUAUUAUUAUUAUUAUUAUUAUUCUUUUGAAAUAUGGCAACCCGAACGCGGCGCCCGGGCUUCUGCCGUAGCCGAGCCGCCUCAGGGAAGCAGCGGAGUCGGGCGCGCCAACCUACGUGGCUCCUUCCCUUUUCCCCUCAGGACAUUCGUUACUCUUUCUUAUUUUAUUAUUUUUAUUAAUAGCUCAUUAUUCGUGGCAUUUGUCGCCUGGACACGUAUCAUGUCUGCCUUUCGCCCGGCUUUCUGAAAUUAGAACCAGCCCCCUAGUGCGCGUGAGGCGACUCGCGAGGCCCGUUUGACAGGCUCGGGAGGGCGGCGGCGGCUUCCCAAGUGAAUGGGCGCCGUAGCAAAAAUAGCCGCCUGGGGGCGGAGAAAUAGAUAGGGAGCGUCUUGCGCCUGCGCGCAGAGGAUCCAACUGAGUGUCGCUUCACCCUCGAGCAAACGCGAAGGAGGCUUGAGGGCGGAGCGACCAAUGGCGUGCCGAGAAGCUGUUGGACUACAUCUCCCAUCCGCCCCAGCCUGCACGGCCAUGGGUCAGGGAUUAUGGGAGUUGAAGUCCACGACAGGACUUUCCUUAGCCUUGGAGGACUAGGAGGGGGGCAAAGCAUAUAUAGGGAUUUAAGGGAGACUUCCGGGGAAUACGAUCAGAGACUUUCAAAGUGGAGUAUAUAAAUUCAAUAGAUAAUAAAAUAAUAAUAAUAAUCUUCUCUGAAAACGUUUUGAUGGCACAGAACCAAGUACAGUGGUACCUUGGAUUGCAUACGUCUUAGUUUGCAUACAAGCACGUCAAACCCGGAAGUUCGUGUCCCGGUUUGCAACUUUUUUUCGAUUACAACCCUUUUUUUUUUUUAAUUACAAACAAUUUGGGGGGGGGAGGCCCCAUUGGCAAAAGCUCGCCUUGGGUUACAACCUGUUUUGGUUUGCAAACGGACCUCCGAAACAGAUUAUGGUUGUAAACCAAGGUACCACUGUACAGCAAAGGGCACAACUUUUUGCUUUAAAGACUUUGCUCUCUGGUCCAGGAGCAAUUUGGUGUUGUGCAAAUCUUGCUUGUGCUUUUAGUAUGUGUCUCUCUCUCCCUGCCCCCCCCAAAAAAAAAGGUUUGACCAAGGGCUCCUUCAAAUGACCUCUUUAUAGAGCACUCAUCCAAUUUUCUUGCACAAAGCUUGCAUGGUAUCCACUCUUUAUUGAUCAUUCAUCCUGAUUUGUUCACAGGGAUGUUAUUUGCCUUCCAAUCAAUCAAUCAAUCAAUCAAUCAAAUUGUUAUCACAUUUUUGGUGCAUCACUUUCCUAACGGCAAAAAGGCCCUUUUUAAAAGAAAGUGGAUUUGUUGCAACAUAGCCCUUUGGUCCACUUUUAUUUUAGAAACCAAAAUUUCUGGUGUGCGACUGAAUCCCUCUGGCAAAAUAGUGACAGCCUGGAGGCUCCUGGCACCAUACAAUUGGGCUCUCAGCCCCUUCCAGUUCUCAGCUACUAUCUCAAACUCCCUCUUACACUUGCUUGAAUGUUUGGAACUGAAUUGCCUUUAUGUAUACAGUACAGCGUAGUACACAGCGUAUACAGCAUAGUACAUAACUCGUAGUAGCUAGGAGUUAUGCUUAGCUGUUUAUGUAGUUAUUUUAUAUGAACAACCUGGCUCUAUUACAGAGAAAUUACUGGGUGAAGAGCUACACUGCAUAUACAGAUACAUGCAACAAAAAAAGUGUACUCAUAUUCCUCCCCCCCAUAGGAGUAGCAUCCAACAUAGGAAUGUCACUAUAGAAUGUUGUAUCAUUUUAAUGUUGUUAGCCGCUCUGAGCCCAGCUUCGGCUGGGGAGGGCGGGAUAUAAAUAAACUUUUAUUAUUAUUAUUAUUAUUAUUAUUAUUGUUAUUGUUAUUAUUGCUGAAGCAGUCCUCUGCUGCAGCUGAAUGUAACUGCUUUUGCAGCAAAUUCAAACACGGUACUGUAUAGCUACAUUCUCAAGACUUUGCAAAUAAUAUUUUCUUUACAAGUUGGGCUCUUUUAAACAGUUCCUACUGUGAAAAUCCUAUUGUGGCAGAAAUGAAAAUUCAUAUCAUCUUGUUAUGAAUAGGAUAUGUUGGACUUAAUAUAUCGUUUGGGGAACUUAUUUUAAAAUUAUUUUUAGCAAAGUUCUAAUGGUCCCGUGAAGAAAUCGAUGCGUGAGAAAGCUGUGGAGCGGAGGAAUAUUAACAAAGAACACAACAGUAACUUCAAGGCUGGAUAUAUUCCAAUUGAUGAAGAUCGUCUGCACAAAACUGGCUUGCGAGGCAGAAAAGGCAACUUGGCCAUUUGUGUGAUAGUCCUCCUGUUUAUUUUGGCUGUCAUCAAUUUGAUUGUAAGUAGAACAAGCUAAUCAAAAUACUGUGAUCGUGCUUAUAUUGUUAAGUUAGACCACUAGACCAGGGGUCUGCAACCUUUAAGACAAAAAGAGCCACUUGGGCCCGUUUCCGAAGAAAAAAAAACUGGGAGCCGCAAAACUCGUCAUUAUAAAAAUAACUUUUUUGUCACUUUUUUAUUAUUUCUUUGUUUGACCCCUCAGAAUUACUCCUCCUCAUAGAAAUAAACGUUAACUUAACAAGUUACCUUUUUUUGUGUGUGUGUUCUUCACUCCCCUUCAAAACAGUGACCAGCGUACAUGCCCCCUUUCAAUGCAGUGACCAGCGUACAUGCCCCUUACAAUGUAGCGGGCGGGCGGGCGGGAAGGUGACGUCGGGACGGUGCGUGACUAACGCACGCACCGCCCCCAUGCGACGUCACAGCCAGUACAGCGCCCGCCACAGUGGGGAGUGUCGGGGCGCACAAUGCGUCUCCUCCCCUCACUAGUAUCCGCCCCGGAGCCGUGGCAAAGGUGUAAAAGAGCCACAUGCGGCUCCGGAGCCGCAGGUUGCAGACCCCUGCACUAGACGAACACUGUGAAUAUAUUUGCAGAAGUGGAGCUCUAUUGACUUAAAUAGGGCCUAACCAACCAGAUGCAAGGAACCAAAGCUGUUCUUCAAUGCUUCUAUUUAUCUUUGGCAUGGCUUGGUCACUGAAUUUGAGAACGAGCAAACUAGCAGGUCACUGGUUGUUUGGAUGGGCAGCUUACAUCCAGCUGCAGGUUAGGAAGAGGCUGCAGAGUGAGGUGUAUGGGGGGGUCAAGAGACCUGGAAAGGAAGAAGAUAAAGGAGCCCUAAGUUCUGAAAGAGAAAUCAUGUGAUGGAAUGCUGCUGAUUUGACACUAGUAUGACAUGUAUACAUGUCAGUUUACUUGCCACUUACUGUUAAAUCUGUAUAUUUGCAAGCUUUUUAAUGAAAUAUACCGUAUUUUUCGCUCUAUAAGACGCACCUGACCAUAAGACGCACCUAGUUUUAGAGGAGAACAAGAAAAAAAAUGUUCUCUCCCUCUCUGAUCAGCGCCCCUUCAGCAAAGCGGGAGGAGAAAUGGAAGUGGCUCCACUUCUCCUGCCGCUUCACUGAAGGGGCACUGCGCAGAGAGGGAAAGCUGCGCAGCGCCCCUUCAGCGAAGCGAAGCCAGGAGAGCAAGAGGGAUCGAUCCCUCUUGCUCUCCUGGCUUCAGCGAAAGCUGUGCAGCCUGCAUUCGCUUCAAAAGACGCGCACACAUUUCCCCUUACUUUUUAGGAGGGGAAAAGUGUGUCUUGUACAGCGAAAAAUACGGUACUGUAUUACUAAAGGCAUAAUCACCAAUGCUUCCUCAUCUGGAAGGAAGCUAACUGAAACCUUCAAAACUUUCUACGACUAAGGGAAAUAGGAGCACAAAACUUGUGUGUAUUUGGUUUUUGGUGUAUACAUGGUUAAUUAUGUCUCAACAGAAUUCUAAAGGUAUAUUUUUUUCUCCUUUUUAGUGCCAAGCAAGCUCCAAAUAUUGCUGCUUUUCAGUGAAAUUAUCUUCAUUACCUAUAUGCAGGGUUUCUAACCAAACUUGGAACUGUACAUGCAGAUUAUAAACAUUGGGUGCCAUUUAUGCCUAUUAAAACUAAGAGGACGAAUGGCAACAUGGUAACGUGUAUCUGUUUGGACCCAACUGUCCAUAGUACGCUUGAAAAAAAGGAUUCCUAAAAAUAAAUACAUGGAAAGGUCUUAGUUAAUUAGGUCAAAGAAAUACUCCACAACUGGUAAUAAAUUCUAUUUUGCUUCUUAGUAAACAUUCUGUAUUGCAGUCUAAGAUGUACUGUGAAUUCAAGAUAAAAAUGUACUUAUCCACUCCACAUAUAUCGCAGAAUUUUCUUACGAUCUGUAGAGAUUAACCAAUUUUCUGCUUUUCAUCCUUUCAAUGGAUUGCUAAUUAUUCAGUGCCAGACUAUGAAUUAUCAACCCAUUUUUAUUGUAUAUAGCCAAAGGCCUUUACAAUGGACACAGAAUAAAAGGAAACUUUCAUCUAAAAUCAUACAUGCAACCUGUAGUAGUUUACAACAUAAAAAGAAAUUUACAACAUUCAGACUUAAGAUUGGAGUGCAUUCACAUAGCUGGAACAGAGCUUCUUGGCUGCCAGAACAAAUUUGGCUACCUGGUAUGUAAUAUAGAGAUGUUUAUCUGCUAGGAAUUCAACUGUCACUUCCUGUGCGAUUGACCUGGAAGCCAGUUAAGAAUUGGUGAUAGAAAUUUUCCUCUGGGUGUUAUAUACAGGGGGCAAAUCAGCAGAUAGCAUGUGACGUCCUCUACCUGAUUGCAUCCAUAUAUACAUUUGCGAUCCAUAUGGAACAUUCCCCGAUAUAUCCCCUCUAAAUAUGCUGAGGGCAUCUGUUGGAAUCUUAGUUCUACAAAGGCCCUGCAUAGUUGUGGGAAGGUCAGAGUCUCAAAGUAACAGGGCCUUGAGUGAUUGGUCUUAAUUUCGGGGUACCAAGUGGAGUAGCGGGCAACAAUGAUGGAUGCUCUGUCUUGGUUGGCAUCCUGAUCAAAAAUCCAAUUUCUAUGGUCACGCGGGCUAAGAGUUAAGACUGGGCUGCUUUUUUUUCCCUAUCCUAAACUAAAGAAGUACAAGUAUUGUUUUUAAAUAUAAAUUAUUUACAGUCUGAUCAUAUAUACUUAUAAAGAGCACUGAGUUCAAUUAGGAUUGGUGCCUUAAUUUUGGUUGUCGAAUUUCCUUUCACACACAUGCAUGAAGAUGCCCUCCUUUUAAGUUAGAACCACGCAGUUUGUGAGCCACCAAAUUGAACACAACCCACCAGUUAAAUAUUGUGGCCUGCCAGGAAUCUGACAACCAGAAUUUUGUUUUGAGUCCCAGGCAAACCAGAGAUUGAUUGAGCAUCUAGUGGGUUGGCAUACAUGACUGGUGGGCUGUUUUCAGCUUUGUGAAAGUUUUGUGGGCCUGUUUUCAAGUAACAUGUUCUUCUCAAAGGUAUCUGAUCCAAGCACUGGCAUGACAAUUUCAGAAUUUACUUACAUUUUAAAAAAUUUAAUUUACUCUUUUAGAUCACGCUCAUCAUCUGGACUGUAAUUCGCAUUGGACCCAGCGGCUGUGACAGCAUGGAGUUUCAUGAUAGCGGCUUAUUGCGAUUUAAACAAGACUCUGACAUGGGAAUUAUACAUCCAUUGUAUAAGAGCACAGUCGGAGGUCGACGUAAUGAGGAUUUGGUGAUUGUUGGAGAGAACCAGCCAGUAAGUAUAUCUUCUAUUGUGUACUGCGUUCAACAUCUGAGCUGCUACUUCGGAUAUCCUUCUCCGAUGAAGUAUGACAGGCAUACCAGAAGCAGGACUUUCAUAGUAGAAGUACAUACAUACUCUCCCCUCGCCAGGGAGGCCCACCUUGCUCCAACACUGUUAUGUUUUCAGACCCUAGGUUAAAAGCCUGGCUUGUUUUAUUUGUGAUUGGUGGGAAAUGUUCUCAGGGUGGUAAUUUGAUUUUAUGUUGCUGGCUGCUGUUGCUUUCUCCAUUGUGGUAGUAUUUUUUGUAUUGCUGAUCCUGUAAAUUGUUGCUUUGUUUUUAUUUGUUGCAAGCUACUUAUUCAUUGAUUAAAAAAAGAUAUUUAGUCUUAAGUUGUUUGUCGACAGGAAGCCACAGUGCUACCAAGCACUGUAAAAGUAGCAGAUUACCUUUGUUACAUUUAACACAACACAUCUCAUUUUUUCCUGCAGAUUGUGUUUCAGCAAGGGGAAACAAAACUUAGUGUUGCAAAGAAUGGAACCUCAAUUACAAGUGAUAUUGGUAUGGAAUUUGUUGACCCACGGACUCAGAAUACUUUGUUUAGCACUGACUAUAAUACUCACGAGUUUCAUUUGCCAACUGGAGUAAAAAUUUUGAAUGUUCAAAAAGCAUCUACGGAGAGGGUAUGAUCUCUGUUUACUUUUCUCUGCAAGUUACAUGAUGCAUGCUGUAAUCUUAAACUCAUACCUUUAUUUGCAUUAUAGCUAACAUUCCAUAUAAAAAGAUGAAGCAUUUGCCUAAAUUAUUUAUUUUAAGCAUUUUAAAAUGGCCUGUGUUUGUACAUGUUCAGUAGAGAGUAUAGAAGCCUAAGGUCUACUAGUAUAUUAUAAACCAGAGAUAGGGAACUGGUUCUGGUCAGUGGCCUGAAUCAGUAGUGACCAAGCCUCUAUGGCCACUUUGAAAAGUGGCUGGGGCCGCCUAUCCAUCAAUCACCUGCUGUCAUAUGAUGUCAGGUCAUUGAAAAUUCAGUAUUCUUCCUUUGCAACAACAGCUUAAAAGUCCAGUGUGUAUGUGGUGUUGAGAAGGAAUGUACAUAUGUGCUUUGCCCACAACCACUCCUCACACCCCGAGGGAACACAGUCCUCAGAGAAGUGGUGGUAAGAAGAUCCCCUACCCCUGCGAUAUAUAUAACUGCUGUCUAAAUGAGGCCACAAAUACAGAUUGCAGUUAACUGUUAUCAGUCAAUAACAUUGAUAUGCGGUCAGUCUCUGCAGAAUCGCAGCCUCCGUCCAACAAAUGUUUUAACGGUUGAGCGGUGGUGUUUAAAAAGCAAGGCCAAUUUUGUAGGAAGGUGAGUUUUUGUGUAUAAAACAAAACUAUUUUUUAGAAAAUGCUUUCCACGGCUAUUCUCUUUUUUUCUCAGAUUACCAGCAAUGCUACCAGUGAUCUGAAUAUAAAGGUUGAUGGACGUGCCAUUGUCCGUGGAAAUGAAGGUGUUUUCAUCAUGGGCAAAACCAUCGAGUUUCAUAUGGGGGGCAAUAUGGAACUGAAAGCAGUGAGUAAUUCCAGGAUAUUCAGUUUGUAUAAAUGGAUUCAGUGAGCUAUAUAUAUGACUGCAACCAAGUUAAAGAAAUCAGAUUUGAUUUGGUUCAUCUACUCAUCUAUAGAUUUAAAAUGGCAUGGUUUUUUUAAGCCUUAUAAAAUUAUAGCUUACUGUUACGUGUCUCAAAUUUGACCUAUAGGUAUAUAUACAUCUUCCAGGUCAAAACACAUAACUGCUUUGUCAGCUUAAUAUAGUUACUUCUGGCAAGUUAAACUCGAUUAUUAGAUACAGCUACAUGCACAUACUCCAUACCUAUGUUUUCAAACAAAAACUUGUAUUGGAAUAUUUUAUUCCAAAACUAAAACAAAACAGCUCUGUUUCUUUUAGACAUAUUUGCCUGGAAAGAAAAAAAGGAGGAAAAUGUGUUGUUUUUUAGGCUAAUUACAACUCUCUUCCUUUCCAUAAAGGACCUUGUUUGACCAAAACAAGUUACGCAGAGUUGCCCGUUGCCAACAAUAGCUGGCAAGACGUAGCACACCAUUAAUUGCUGCCCUUUUGCUAAGAUACAGAGGAUACAGUGCAUGGCAAGCUCAACCUUGCAUGGCUCUUCAAAGCUACUCCCAGUCUCCACUAAGCAGAUAUUGCAGCAACCACCAUUCAAGGAAGUGCGGACCGUCCUCUUUUAAAGAGAAGGAAUUUUCUGUUUCAUGUCUGGCAACAGCAGCAUAGAGAAAGAGCCUAGUAAAGAGAGAGGCAGGUGCACAGCCUCAGAAAAGAGGUUGGUUGGGUGCGGAAACCUGAUGAAUAAGGACUGUAAGUUAGAUACGGGAACAAAAAUUUAAAGGAUUCAUUGGAUUGGUUAUAGUUGCAACUCUAGUUAUUCAAAAUAUGUCUAUCUCACCUGUCCAACAUUACAGGUGACUUAGAAUGAAGAUUGAAUGAUUUUUUUUAAAAAAACUGACAAAAUGAAAAUAAAAUACUGCAACAGCAACAAAUCCUUAUUAAAAUUCAGUGGCCCAAAGGCCUUUGGAACAGUCACUGAAAGGCUAAAAGAUAACAACUCCGAACAUCAUCCAAGACUUCAUUCCAGAGCCUUGAAGAAAACAGAGUAAAGGUCCAUGUUCCUUGCCACACUGAGUAUAAAUUUAGCCAGAGUAUUCAAAGUGUAACACUGUCAUAUAUUUGUGCAGUAGGUGAGUUUACUUUUGGCUUUCUCCCUCUGAGAUCCCAGCCGCAGAGAAUAAGUUUAGGCACACAGCUUACCAAAGCAAGAAUUGCUGCUGCUGCAGCUGUACUCUCUCCGGUACGGAAGCACAGUGCAAAUAAUUGAGAGUGAAGGAUAUGUGUAUAACUACCCUAUAUUCUAGUUAUCCCAAAGGAUCUAGAACUGUCCCACCAGGACAAGGCUGCAGGAGUGGGUUUAUUAAAGACAGACCAAUGGGGAAGAAAUGAAUGCUGUAGCAGUUGAGUAUAGAUCAAAGGCCAGUCAUUCAAAACUGCUGCAAUGGAGCAUUAGCCUUGACAGGGAUGGGUAACUCAGGCUAGUUCUAGUCCUUGCCCUCUUUCACAUGUAUUCACUAAUAAAUCAUAUCAUCCUAUUCCACAUUAAUCUAUUUUUUGAAAUUCACAUGAAAAUUCAUAUUAAAAUAUGUAUUUUCUCUCAAAAUAUGCAGCUAAUGCACUUGCUGCUUUUUUGAACUGAAAUCUAUACCAGAACAAUCAGAAGAGGGGAGGGCUGGUGGAUAACUUAAGUUUUGUGAUGCACAUUAAGCCAGAAGGUACAACGAUCCAGUGUUCGAAACUCCCAUUGUUUUAGGCGGCCUGGGUGCAGCCUGUGAUUUCAGAUUAAAACUGCAGAGUGGAAGGAAAGGAGGCCCUUUUUCUGCCUCCCCACUUCCAGCUACUCUCUGAAGACUGGAGAAGAGACCCUCUUAAGAAUACUAGGGGGGCGGGCAGGGGAAGGACUGAACCAUGCGAAAAAUGAACAUAAUAUUUUAACUGCAGUUCAUUCAUUUUCAGCUUGUAUUCUUGUUAUAAAAAACUGUGCCUAGACAUUCCAUUGUUGCGCCCAUAACCUAGGCUUAAGGUGCCAUGUAGCUCCUAGCUUUCAUAUCUGUUUCUAACACAGCAAAGAUCCCUUAGCUAUCCCACAGCUGAAUGGUAGAGCCUGUGCUUUUCACGCAGAAGGGUCCUUGGUUUAAUCCCUGGCAUCUCCAAUUAAUUAAUAGCAGGACAAGGAAUGUCAUUUGUCAGAUAAGAGAGCCACUGCCACAUUAAGCUGAGUAGUCAAACUCCGAACAAGGAAGCUUCUUACAGUCAGUUUCUCUAACAUUAAGGUAUUAAAACAGAUACGUUUAUUCAAUUGGAAAUACUGUUGCUAACUUCUGCAAAUGUUUCUUUGGCAGGAUAAGAGCAUUGUUCUAAAUGGAAGUGUGAUGGUCAACACAGCUCGACUGCCGAGUCCUUCACAUGGGGAGAAAUUAAACAAUGGCGACUGGGAACGCUACAAGCUUUGCAUGUGCUCCGACGGGACUCUAUUCCGCAUUCCAGUUAAGAGCCGCAACAUGGGUUGCCAAACCUCAGUUAAUCCCUGCGGUAAUACAUAUUAAAAGCAAAACAGGGCACUAUCAAACGAGGAAGAGGUUAGGUUUAAAACAGUUGCAUGUUUGCAAGCUUUUUUGUUGUUGUUUUUACCACGCUUGUAAAAGAGCUACAUGAAGCACUUUUUUUUACCCAAGACACUACAUUGAACAGAUUCUUUUAAACGUGAGUCGUAUCAUCAGACCAUUUGUGCUACAUAUUACUGUAUUUCAGUAAGGUACUUGAGUACAUUCAUCACUCCGGAAGUACUUUAGGAUAUAGCUGAAUUGAAGUCACUGAAAUCUUUGUGAAAGGUCUAAUGGUACCAAUCUCUGGCUUAUCUAACCUUUGGAAGCAUACUUUCUGCAAGUGGUGAGAACCUUCGGGUGUGCACAGAUCAGUGUAUAUGCAUGUGAGAAUAGGAUGGCCUCACCCACUACUGGCAUGUGGGCUUCUGAAAAUUGGCUGGGUGGUGAGCAUAGCCUUGGGCCAAAAAUGGCUAGCCAUGCCUUGGCUAAAGGUUGUGUGCCUACAUGGCAGUCUUCAUGUGCCCCCUAGUGGUGCAUGAUCUAUUCACAUCCCCACCCUUUGUUUUCAUAUACAGUGGUAGCUCGCAAGACGAAUGCCUCGCAAGACGAAAAACUCGCAAGAUGAAAGAGUUUUUCGUUUUUUGAGUUGCUUCGCAAGACGAAUUUCCCUAUGGGCUUGCUUCGCAAGACGAAAACGUCUUGCAAGUUUGUUUCCUUUUUCUUAAAACCGUUAAUACCGUUAAAAUCGUGCUUCGCAAGACGAAAAAACUCACAGAACGAAUUAAUUUCGUCUUGCGAGGCACCACUGUAUGCCUCAACAGAAUAUGCUGAGCAGUAUUUGUGGGGGGAAACACGUCUGAACUGUGGUGCUUUGAAUCCUUUAGGAUUAUGCAGAGACUCCUCACCAACAGCGCAAGUUUCCGUAUAAAUAGGUUGGCAUUUCAUCUGGGCAAAUAUCACAAACAAGAUUAGUUUUUAAAAAGAUUUUGGGUGCUUCAGGGUAUUGAGUACAUUUGAUCUCCCUUUUUAGCCCCUCCUGUGGGUUGUCUCUGUGCAAAAUAUUUAUAAGAAAGGAGAGGCUCUACAGGAACAAAAUUCAGGAACAGUUAUGAAAUAUUUUGAAGUACAGGGCGCCAUCAAUGUAUUGGCUUCCUUCUGCUGUCUUCAUAGGUUCUGCAUUUUAUUUGAAUAUUAUAAAUUAUUUUUAAAGCCUGCUUUUAGCAAUAGUAACAAGCAGCUUAUUUUCCCACAGAGAAAAAUAACAUUCUUGAGAUAAAAAUUUUUAGCUUAAACUGCUUUUUAAACGAGAAAAAAAUUGGAAGGCAGUUCGGAGACUAAUUGGGAGAUUUUAAAAAAAUAAACCCUCAUGUUGGCAGGGUAUAAGUGCAAACCUGACUUGCACAUUCUGUAGAGAAAGAAAAUGGUGAUACAUUUAUCUGCGUGAACAGCAUUCAAAGCUGUACAGAGAAAUAUGAUUGGGGCUAUUCUAUAACUAUCUUCUACAACUAAUUCCAAUGCAAAUUUGUUAUCCUGUGACCAAUCACUUCAUAGUGCAUACACAGAAAAUACAGUUAAUUCAGUGUAGCACUUGAUUGGUACGGGUUGGAUAUAUUUAAAUGUCAUUAUGAAAUGGUGUAUUAAAACUACUAAACCAAAAUUAUCACAGCUCCUGUUAACCCAUUAGCUGCUUUGGCAGAAACAAUUGUGUUUAUAUUAGUUACUUUGUUACUUUUGAACUUUAAAUUAUUCCUUUUAAUUCCUCUUUUAACUUGCUAUUUAUGUAUUAGCCCUAUACAGGGAUAACAAUACUGAUUUACAUUAUCUCAGGACUCACAGCAGUGACAUAAGGCACGUGAAAUGCUUUGAACACAUGACAUGUGUUACAUAAGUGGUAAAUAUUAGUACAGCUUCAGCCUCUUCAUGCCCUGGAUGAAUGGGGUUAAAAGCAAAAACCCUCAGGCAGCUGAAUGGUGCCAUCAAAAUUCGCAGGAUAAUUUGUAUACUAAUCAUAUGCUAGAGUUUUGAUGCAUUUUAUCAGAGUUGAAUGAGUCAAGCAGCCAGGCAAUUGUUCAUUUUGAUUCUGGCAGUAGAUAGCCUCCUAACAGCAUAGUUUAGGCUACUUUGACUACAAAAUAGCAGGAACUGUAACAUGAAAGGCAAAGGUCUUACUUUAAAUAUUAACAAAAGCAAACAUAGUAUCAACAGAUUAAAGUCAGUGAAAUGUCUUCCUUUUAAUAGAAUUUUAGGACUGACAAUAUUUGGAAGGCAACAGUUGUUCUGGCUUGAAGCCAAAGAAGCCCAUGCAUGCAUCUGAAGUACUUUGGAACACACAGGGCCUUCGCUAGUGUUUAUUUCCCAUGGCAGCCCUUCAGAGAGCAUCAGGUGCUACUCUGGAUGCUGCCACAACUUUUCAGCAUCUGCCAUUGGGGGAUAAGGUGGAAUGAAAGGUCCAACAUAUAUGUAAGAGACAUUUUUAAAAAUGCACUGCGGGAACAAUGAAGAAACCUCAUUGAUAACAGGCAUUUGGCUCAGAGCAUCCCUUCACAGGAUACCAGUCUGCUUAAAACUGUUGAUCUUAUUGUUAAGCCAGUCAACCUGCAAGUGCUACAAUGUGCCAAAACUAAAUUUGGACAGCAUGGUCCUAAAGGAAAACCCAAAUAGUAGCAAUAAACUUUAAAAGGGUUUUUAAUUGAACACUCCUAAACAAUCUCUGCGAAUGUAUUUUUUCACUGUGGUGCUGUUGCUAUUUAUUUGCACAUUUUUUUACUAAAAAGUUACUUUAUACAAAACGAAAGUGUUAUUAUUGGUUUUUAACUUGCUGUGCUGCUUUCUGUGUGUGGCUGUUGUUUUUUUUAGGACAGGACUUUUCUAAUCCUUUUAUGCCUUUGAUUCUGAUGAGCUGUAUACAAACUGUACCUCUGCAUUGAGGAGCAGUUUGGACAUCUAACAAUUGCUAAGAGAUGUUCUCCUGUACACCUUUGUAAACUUUUAUUUCAAAAUAAAACUAUAUGGGAUAGUCCAUUUGAAAUGGUUUCAAAAAUCUAGCCUCAUACAUCCUAAGUUGGUUAUUAUAGAAGCUGUGUAUAAGCCACACACACUUUGGGUGGUCUUCGACAAGCCAUUCUUACAUAUCUUUCCCACCAACUAUACAAAAUAAUAAUAGUGGUCUAGUUCAGGGAUAGGCCCAAUCGCCUUCUAAAUCUGGCCUGCAGAUGGUCUGGGAAUCAGCGUGUUUUUACAUGAGUAGAAUGUGUCCUUUUAUUGAAAAUGCAACUCUGGGUUAUUUGUGGGGCAGAGGAAAAAAAAUUCAAAAUAUAAUCUGGCCCACCACAUGGUCUGAGGGACGGUGGACUGGCCCCUGCUGAAAACAGUUGCUGACCCCUGGCCUAGUUGAUAGAUUUUAAGGAUUGCUGAAUGUUUGUGCAAAAGACUGCAAACACUAAACAGACCUGUGCAAUUUGUGACUUUACAAACGUUGAAACAUAGCAACAUAUUGUAGUUUACUUAGAUGAUCAACUAACUGCCCCAAGGCAAGAACAGACAAUAAGUUGUAGUGGGACUGUGGUCAGAGCUUUGUCGGUCACAAGAUUUGUUUGUUCUUAUAUGUUGUAUAAAUACUAAAUACUGUCCACCUGUAUAAAAUUAUACGCUUUUUGCACAUACAGUCAAAAGUGCGGGUAGCCACAAAAAUCAACUUUUGAAACAAAAAAACACAAAUAUUGUUUUAUAUGUGGGAUGUUGGUUUUACACAAAAAUUGCAGAGUACCAAACUCAGGUUAGGUAGUAUAACAGUACUUCAGUCAAUUUGAGCCACAGGACUUUUAAAUAAGCACACCUCAAGUUUUCAAUAUGGAAAUGGCUAAGACAUAAAAAGCUGUCAGUGUCGUCAGGUAAACUACUGUCUCUGCCAAAACAGUGUGUCACAAAAAGAAUUGUAACACCACCAUUCCCCCCCCCCAUUCCAGUCGGUGGACUCUAUGCAUUUACACAACUAUAUGAAAUGACAAAGUCUAAGGCUUUCAAGAGGUAUUAACAGUUGUAAUUAGCCCGGGCGUAAAGCAGAUCCUUACAGUUCAACUUCAGAGUAUUUAAGCACUGUUUGAUUCAUGAUUCAGGGAAGAGAAAUCCUAAUAAGUUAAUGACAUUCUAGUACCUCUAAAGGGGGAGAGAGGAAACCCCCCACCAAUGCUCAGUAACUAGAAUACAGAUACUUACAGAUUACUUUUUUAAAAAUCUGUAUAUAGAUACUUUAAAAAGGUAUAAAUUAGUUAUGCAACACAAUGCACCUGCUACUUGAGAGACAGAUGUGUACUGAUUAAAAUUACAUACACAGUGUAUGUUUUUAUGAUGCAUUUAUACUAUUGUAGAUUCUAAUAGGCAACACUUUCCCAGUUUUGUUUCCUUUAAGUUACAAAAGAAGAAAUGGAUUUGCACUACACUAAUCAAAAUCACUUCAGAUUACAAGGACCAAAUUCCAUAUUCAGUAUUCAAUCUAUUUGGCAAAAAAAGGAAAAUUAUACUGGUAUGUGGUACAGUAUUGCCCAAGAAUUUUAUUUAUUUAUUUUAAUUCUUAAAGUCAGUCAUGUGUGCCAACAAGUUACAUCUUUGGUAUUACAUAAGGAUCCUAUCUGACAGCAUCUGGAGUCCAAUUUCACCUUGGACCAGUUUCCCACUCAUGUAUUAGUUUACAUACCAGGUCUUUUAAAAAAAAAAACUUACAUCAAUCAUUUUUAACUUACAUCAGAAUAAUGCACAUACAACAUCUUGCCAGAAUGAUUUUUGUAGAAAAGGCAGGGACAUUUUCUGCAGACAAUGGAACAGCCACUCUUAAAAAAAAAAAGCAUACCAAACAUACUACUUAGGAAUUUCAAUGAUUUAAGCUUAUGAAAAAUGAACAGCUUGUCUGAAAGCUGCUGUUUACUUGAAAAAUGUUACACAAGCAACAUGGAAAAGUUUUAAGCUCCAACAGAGCUCACUUUUCUGUUGGAGAAAGAAGUCAAUACUGUCACAUGAUAGAAGGCUGUGUGCCAUUUAAAGCCAUCCAAGAAGCAGACAUAUGAAAAUCUGUUAAAUGACUAUGUCAGUACAUUUAAUCAUAAACUGGGCUACGAGCAAUGGAUCUUGCUUUUCAUUUUCCUCAAAUCUGGUUACGUAUAUCAGUAAGAAAGUUUUUGUUCUAAAUUGAUGGUUAGCUACAUUUAGGGCUACAGGUUAACCUGUGCCACUCCAGAAGUUGCUGGACUCCCAUCAGCUCUAGCAUGCAAAGCAAGCGACCAGGGGAUGAUGGCAGCCGCAUUGCAGCAAUAUCUGGGAGGGCAAAAGGUUGACCCAACCCUGUUUCAGAACCUGCCUUUCACUGCAAAAUUCAAGGGCCAGUUCUCACUUUUUCUUCUUGGGAUAUUUAUAGCAGAGUAUAAGAUACAAAAGCAGCUCGCUGACCUGGGUCUGGCAUAUAAAAUUAUAUGCACCCCUGCACAUCGCAACAUUAUGCGAGACAGGAAGCGCUUGCGAUGAUAAUGGGGGUGGAAAGAAGAGACUGCAGCCUAGUACUACUUCACAGAGAGAGAGAAAUGCUUUGCACAUGUACCUUGAAUCCUGGCUUGUGGCUUGUAGCACAACUGAUUGUUUGGAGGCAAUAAAUUUUAAUCCACCCAAUGCCUGUACAUGUUGCACCAGUAACUUCAGAAUCCAGAACCCAUCUAUUCCCAUUUGCUGUUUCAACUGUAAAGAAAAGACAGAUUUUACAGCAUGGUCUCUUCACAAUUUGAUGAGGUGCUUUUGUUUUGUACUCUAGUAGUCAUACCCAAGCAUAAAAAUUUAAAGUGAGACUCUGUCCCAAAAGCCCGUUAUCUGAUACUUUUAUGGACCUUAUUUAUAAUACUUUUUAUCUUUAAACUAGAUCGCACAAAUGGCUGGAUCACGGAUUCUCAGCAAAAUGGCUUGCAAUAAAGCCUGCAUUCCCCCACACCUUCCUUUGAGAGCUUCACAAGCUUUUCUUUAUGGCUAUGCCAAUUGUAAUACAUGUAGCACUUUUUUAAAAAACCAACAUGAUUUAAUAAGCAACUUGACUACUCAAUGCUGCCUUGUGGAAAUAUCGCAACCUGUAGAUAACACUGUAUGUUUUAUACAAGCAAGCAACAAUAGGAUCCAUUACUUUUUUGUAUUUGUUUUCAAUAGAACAAGUUAAACAAAAGGGUAAGAUUUUACUAACACGGUAUUUUAUUUAUAUCCAUAAUGGCUGAUUUUGUGAAUAGCUUUCAAAUGUCUAAAUUCUAAUACAACCAUCACAGCAGGGAUACAGAGAGCUGUACACACUGAGACUUUUCAACCUCACUAUUCUGGUGGUAGACCUCCACCUUCUGCCCUCCCAAAGGUUAAGGGUCAUAAUAUUCCAUGUUGUGAUAUCACUGGAAACAGAUAAAAUUCAGCACCCUCUUCAGUGCAGAAUUAUACUGGACUGGGAUCUAAAGAGGCUGAAUUCAAUGAAACACUGAUUUACAAGUACCCAGUCCUAAAAGGUUGCUGCUAACCAAUAAUUUAAGCAAUUUAAUGAUAAAAUAAAGGAAUUUGCACUGAUUUUACAUUUAGGCUGAGUUCAAAACAACACGUUUACUUGUGGUUUAACUUCCUCUAACAACAAAAAGAAAGCCUGCUAAUGUUUUAUUGCAAACUUCAUUUUUAGCACUCUGUCCAUUAAUUUAACAUUCACCAUUGGAUUUUUGGAAGUAUUUCCGCAGUCUGCUACCCACUAAGUAACCUUUGUCAAAAAUUCAGUAUUAAACUUUAUAAUGAAGGCUGAGGCAGAGAUAACAUGAAAAGACAUUUCUUAGCACAUUAAUUCGGCUUCCUCAAGCAAGCAAUGGCUUGAACUUUCAUGUACAUACAGAUAAGAGUGGUCCCAAAUGAGUGACAAUGCUGGUGAUUAGUGAGCCCAUUGCCUGCAACAGGCAUUCUGCUAGGAAAUCCAAUCCCUGGAAUAAAAGAUGCCAUUGCCUUCUUUAGAUUCCCAUGUUUGCAAGGCUUUUUGGUUCAGAUUUAACAAGAGAUUCCAGACCUUGAAACUCACCCACAAAUCUAUGUUAAAUUUUACAAGAGGCUUCAUUUUGCUUUCAUCAUCAAUACAGUCAAAACACUAGAACAGCAAAACUGAAAUAAAGAAAUAUGCCAUUUUACAAGUCUAAAACCCUUUUUUUAAUCAGAUUUAAUCUGUACCUAUUUGCGAACUACAGGAGUAUGAAUAUUAGGACGUCAGCAGUAUCACCAAGUGGAAAUCCUUGUGGCACAUACAACUCUAGUCAAGCUAUUACACUUUUAACAGGUUUUCAAUAAAAAGACAGCCAAUACUUGCUUACUAAACAAAACUGAAGUUGGGUAUCUGCAUGUGAAGAAAUCAUACUGCAGGAUAUCCUCUCCAAAAUUGGCAUCUUGUCGCUAACUGGCAAUAGUUCCACGUGGUAACAGUCUCAACAAUCACUUUUUUCCUGAAAUGUUACGUCCGAGACCAAAUUAAAAUUAAAAAUUAAGUUACAUGGUUAUUUAAUGCAACUAGAAAUAUGCCACAAAAUUAUUUUUACAAUACACUUCUGGAGUAACUCCUAGGUGAAGCUUUUUUUAUACACAUAUACAAAAUUUAGACAGCAAUAUACACAUAAAUCACAGUGAGGAUGCUGGUUAAGUUCACCAUCUGUAGUGUAGAUACAAAAAUGCAAAGCAGCCUUCGAAGAGAACAAUGCUACACAGCAAGCAGAGCUGGCCUCUUAAACAGCAAAACACCAAAAGGUCCCCAAAAACGGGAUGCAGUGCAGGAAAAGCAGCAUGCGCUUUUAUACAAAUAGCAGUUUAUGGCUAAUGGUCGACAUAACUGUAGUAACAGGGACUCUUGAGCGGCUGUGCAUAGUUAAAAUUCCUAUGUCAUUUGUUUCUCUUUAUACCACUCCACAAAUUCAUCCAGCAACACUGGCCCUGCAAGAAAUAAAAGCCACAAAUAAAAAAAAACCUUUUACACAGAAAAAGAAAAGUCUGGAAUGAACAGCUUCUGGAUAGUAAGAUAUGGUACAAUAGAUUGUAGCUUUUCGUGCAAAUACGUACAUGCUCCAUCUUCAUCAUAAUUGCUGAGGUCAAGAUUAAUGGUUCGGCUGAACUCCAGAACAUUGCACCAUUGGUCCUUGUUGAUGACCUUGUAUUUAGAUUGCUGAUUAAAAAAAGAGGAGCAGUUACUGAAAUCGGAAAUGCCUGACUUUUCAACUACUGUAUAUUGUUUGGCUUUGUGGUCACUUCAGAGAUUCAAAAUGCCUUUUGGAUGAAACGGCCGGCACUCAAGGAUGUUACGAAAGCCCAUUUUAAGAGUAUAACAAGCAAGCUUAAUACACUGGAACCGAAGUACCAUAGCUGUAAUGUGGUGUCAGGAAUAACGCUCCUC